AUGGUGGACACUGCCACCAAUGUACCUGAGGAGUUUGUUUUUGUUUCUACUGAGGUUGCAUUUCCUGACGAGAUCAAGAUUCAGCUUGAGGAGUAUGUUGGGAGGAUAGAGAUGUUGGAGGAAACCAUGAAUGAGAAAGGGUUGUUUUCUCUAUUGGAGGUUCUCCAACAUAGAAUUGAUAUGUUAAAAGGUCAAAUUAAAGAUGUUCAUAUCUUUCACAUUUCUUUGAAGGAAGCUGGUGAUAUGGUAGUAGAAAAUACAAAGACUUUACUCCACCUAGGCAAUGACAUAGAUAUUCCUGGUUUUAAUGAAGUGUUGGAUGCACUAUACAAGGCUGAGGUGGAUUUUUUUAAGUUUGUUGCUGAUGCACAGGCUGUAACUGAUACUCGGUGGAAUGAGGCGAUAUUUGAGCUGGAAGAACCCAUCGACAUCUGUACAACGAAGCAAGCCAUAAAGAAUCUUCUUCUGCCACGCAACCCCCGGUUUUGCUGUAAGAUGACUGAGAAUAGACAUGGAGUUCUGCAUUGGGUGGAAACUGAAGUAAACGUGGAUGAUCAUGUAAUUGUUCCAGAGUUUCCUCCGGGUCACACAGAAUAUGAUGAGUUUGUGAAAGACUAUAUCAGUAAUAUACACCUAACCCCUCUUCCCAAGUGUAAGCCCUUGUGGGCGUUUCACUUUCUCAAUUACAGUACAAGCAAGGCCAGAGCCACAUUAGUUAUAAACAUGCACCAUUCCUUAGGUGAUGGUACUUCCCUCAUGUCCUUACUACUCUGCUGUGUUACCAGAGCAGACAAUCCCAAUCUCCCUGUCACUUUUCCUUCAUUUAAAUCUCCAUCUCACAAAACUAUUCCAUAUUAUUCAUGGGUUUCUACUGAAUUUAUGUAUUACAUGUUUCAGAGGCUAUUCAUGCCUGUGCUUGUACUGUGGUACACUGUUUCUGAUCUCAUUAGCAGCUUCCUUAGAAUUGUAUUGAUGGAGGAUAGCAAGUUGCACUUUCGCGGGCCUCCUGGUGUUGAGAUGCUGCCGAAAACUGUAAACGAUGUGGUAAUGGGCGUAAUAUUCUGUGGUUUUCAACGAUACCUGGAGACUACUCUUUCUCAAGGUGAGAGAGAAACGUCAGGAGUGAGGAAGGAAAUGGCGAGGUCAAGAGUAACAGGGAUUUUAUUUAUGAACACGAGAGCAUUAUCGGGAUUGAAUGAUAUAAAAUAUAUGCUGAAACUUAACAGUCGAGCACCAUGGGGAAACCGCAUUGGGAUGUUACAAAUCCCUAUGCCCGUAGCUAAUGCAGAGAGUCCAUUAGAUUUCGUACGAAGAGCAAAGCAAAUCAUAGACAGGAAGAAAAUGUCACUUGAGGUCUUCCUUACUAGAAGACUACUCAGCUAUCUAGGCCGACGGGCAUCUGCUAGAGGUAUGUAUAACACUCUGGCAAACACAACAUUAGCAUUAUCGAAUAUGAUCGGCCCGACAGACAAGAUAGCGAUCAAUCAAAUUCCGGUUAAGAGCAUCUCAUUCUCAGUAUCUGGGAUUCCUCAGACGCUUCUUUUGACGGUAGUGAGCUACAUGGGAAGUGUGAGGUUGGAAGUGAUUGGCACCAAAGGUUAUGUAAAUUCUGCUACUCUGGCCAAGUGUUUUACCGAGUGCUUUGAGGAGAUGAAGGAGGCCACAAAGGGAUCUUGA
This is a messenger RNA of Cryptomeria japonica (Japanese cedar), 1677 nucleotides long. Its product is annotated as wax ester synthase/diacylglycerol acyltransferase 2-like. The record is from RefSeq and is a predicted model, not a curated record. Gene Ontology annotation, molecular function: diacylglycerol O-acyltransferase activity; long-chain-alcohol O-fatty-acyltransferase activity. The transcript has 9 exons. Lineage: Eukaryota; Viridiplantae; Streptophyta; Pinopsida; Cupressales; Cupressaceae. Gene Ontology annotation, biological process: triglyceride biosynthetic process. Gene Ontology annotation, cellular component: plasma membrane. Bases 1 to 1677 code for a protein of 558 amino acids.